This is a messenger RNA of Phragmites australis (common reed), 1151 nucleotides long. RefSeq lists its product as uncharacterized. Gene Ontology annotation, cellular component: exosome (RNase complex); nucleolus. Gene Ontology annotation, biological process: regulation of gene expression; maturation of 5.8S rRNA. NCBI's taxonomy places the organism in Eukaryota, Viridiplantae, Streptophyta, Magnoliopsida, Poales, Poaceae. The coding region runs from base 106 to 723 and encodes 205 amino acids. The transcript is spliced from 6 exons. The record is from RefSeq and is a predicted model, not a curated record. Gene Ontology annotation, molecular function: RNA binding; DNA binding.
CUAGGACGGUUCAAUGAAAACCCUAAAAACAGCCCUUUAACCGUGCACCCGAAACAACCCGACUCCCUGAAUUCCUCGCCGCCGUCUCAACCCACCCACCCACCCAUGGCCGCCAACGCCGCCGAAGCCCCCUCCGCGGUGCCCCCGUCGGUGGUCUCCGCCGCCGAAGAGACGCUCGCGGCCGCCGAGUCCGUCGGGGACCACCUCUCCCAGCUGCUCGCGGCGGCGGCCGAGGACCCCGACGCCGUGGCCGAGCUCCCGCCCCUGCUCCGGGCGCGCGCCUUCCUUGCCGUGGCGCAGGCCGCGACCUCCCUCUUUUCAGUGCGGCUAAGGUGUUCGGGAAUUGACCCUAACGAGCACACUAUCAGAAAGGAGUUUGAGAGGUUAAGCCUGUGGCAGGAGAAGUUAAAUCGAUUUGAGGACUGGGAUAAGGCACCACUUCGCCCUACUACUACACUGAAUACACAAGCAGCAGCAAGGUUCAUUGGACGCUCACUGCCCCAUUUGACAUCUGAUCAGAAGAGGAGCAUGCAGGCAAUCAGUAGAGGAGGAGGAAGAGGCUGGUCUGGGCACAAGAGAAAGCCAGAGCCCGCACCAGAGAAGAAAUCUGUUCGUGCUGCUGCAGAAGAGUUCCUUGCAAAGGCUGCUCAGGAACUUAUUGGGCAUAGUGAUAGCAGGGUGAAGGGCCCUGUUAGACUCGUUCCUGAUGAAGAUGAGGACUAGAUCAGUAUGUUAGUUUUGUCAAGAUAUCAGCAAAAAUGGAUGCUUGGCAGGUGACAUGCCUGCUUCAGCGGCUGUGAAAAGCAAGAUACAGUUCUGGAUGAUGAAGAUAAAUUUACCUACAGUGCUGUGUUGUAAAUGGGAACAGGGAAUGGAGCAGAGGCUUGCUUGCUUCCUAUGUUGCGGAAGCAAUUGGCUUCAAAUCUAUUAGUGCUGUUUAUCUUAAUUUCUUUCCAGAGAAAAUUUUGACUUCUUUUUAUUAGUGGAGCUGGAGUAACUAUAUGGUGAGUGUUGUGCAAUACCCUUAAUAAUGGGUGUUGUCUAUAUUACUUCUCGAAUGGCAACUAGAUUUGCCAAAAAUUUUGAACCUGCAAUUUUUGGGGUACUCAGACGUCUGCUAUAUUAAUGUUAAUUGAUGAGCAGCUUUUGCA